Messenger RNA from Brassicogethes aeneus, 2205 nucleotides. The record is from the annotation of a GenBank genome assembly. NCBI's taxonomy places the organism in Eukaryota, Metazoa, Arthropoda, Insecta, Coleoptera, Nitidulidae.
GUUUGAACCAUAUGUUGUGUAGUUUGAAAAAUACCAUGCAGAAAGUUUGUAUUUGUGGAAUAAUUUCGCAAAUUUACAUUUAUAUUAGCAUUUGAUUAACUUUAACAGUGCCACCACAGACUAUAAAGAAAAUAUUGAUUCUUUAUUACUUAAAAUCAAAAAAUGCUGGCAUUACAAAAAUCGCAAAUUUAUUACCAACUGAAAGUGAAAAAUAGUUCAAAAAUUUCAAAAAAAUGCCCUGAACGAUACAAAGAAUUUAAAACAAUUGAUGGUGUAUCAAUGUGGGAUAUUUACAAUGGUAUUAUUAGAGAGGCGCGCUUGGCAAAAAAUGAAAAAAAACCCAAAUCAAUUUUAAAUCUUUUGAACAAAAUAAUCCCGCAGUUGUAUUUUGGAACGAGUAAGAACCGAAAGGUAUUUUACAGGUUAGUGAAAAAAAUACUUACACAAUCAAGACAUGAAUGUGUGUAUUCCUCGGAACUGUACAAGAGUUAUGACCAUCAUGAUAUACCCUGGUUAUACAAACAAAGUGAAUUCACACGCCCUCUGUCAUAUUUCAACAAAAAAAUACUGGAAAAUAUUGUUAAACCCCUCAUAGCGCAUUUUUAUCACAUAAAUUUAUCACAUAAGACUCAUAAAGUUGAGUUUGUUGAAAAAAGGGAGUGGCAGAAAUUCCAAGCAAAAGUAUUUAAUAAGUUGAUAAAAGAGCAAUAUUUAAUACCCUGUGAGAAGAAAGUUGAUACUAAAAAUAUAUUGAGGGUGAAACCAAAGUAUGGGUGCGCUAAAAAGGGGUUUAGACUUUUGGUUUACUAUAUGGAUGCUCCAAAAUCACACAAGGAGUUUCACAGGAUAUUAUCCAAGAAAAUAAGGGAAGAAUCUGAGAGGUUCUUUAAACAUAAAGACCUCUUUGAAUCGUGGACAGAAUUUAUUCGGAAGAACAAGGGUAAAGCUCUGUUUGGCGCCAAAUUCGACAUUAAAGAUGCGUACGGUUCUGUUGAUAUAAAGAUGUUGAAGAAAAUAAUCAAAUCUUCAAGUUUAUCGGACAACAUCAAACAAUAUGUAACGUCGGAGUUAAAAUACCAGUACGUCAAAAUACCGAGGAAAAAUGGCGGGGUUUACAGGUGGAAUCACGGGUUACCUCAAGGUCACCGUCAGUCACCUUGUUUAUGCGAAUUGUACAUAACCUAUAUGGAAAGUGUGAACUUUGAAAAAUUCGUGAAAAAGAACUGCUUAAUACACCGUACGGUAGACGAUUAUUUGUUCGUUUCAACGGAUUCUUCUUUAGUGUAUUCUUUUGAAGAUCUUUUGCGGUCAAUGUUCAAACUAAACGAAUCCAAAACUAUUAUUAAUACUAAGCAUGAAAGUGGCGGGUUAAAGUACAACGGACGUUUAUUUAGGUUAGAAUCGGGGGAAAUAAUAAAAUUAUACGAAUUCUCUGAAAGAUAUGAAUUAAGACACCGUUUUAGGAUUUGGAACAUUUCCUACCCAAUCCCAGAACAAAACUCAAUCAACUUUUUAAACCGUCUCUUGCUGGUGAAAUUUAAUUUUCACAACUUCACGAAGUUUGAACUCAACACCAUAGUGAACUCGCCUGAAACAGUUUUGCAGAACGUUUUUUACGGGUUUAUAUUUUUGGCCCACAAGUAUGACUGCAUCGUAAUGUCGAUAAAAAACACUCAAGUCGACAAACAAUUCUUUUACCCUCACUUAGUGUCAACUUUGAAAAACUACUGCAAAUACAUUCACAACGUCAUCAAAAAACACAAAGGUGAACAUUUCGAGCCGAUAAAUUUUUUUUUAUUAUUCUCCAUCGCUUGUAAGGCUUUCAUUCUGGUUUUUAAGAGGAGAUCUAUAUUUUAUCAAGAAGUUAUAUACUUUUUAAAAACUCGUUUAUUUUUUAGAGAUUUUGGUGAAUUAAAUUGGAUGUAUGAGGUUUUUCUAAAAAUCCCUGAAUGUUUUAAGGGUAUUUGUAUGAAUAGGGCUGCGAAAAUCUAAAUAAAAGUUUCUUUAAAUUUUGUGUACCUAUUGUAUCUAAAUGUAUGUUUUUAUUUAGGAUUAUAAGAUUUAUACACUGCUAGCUAUUAAAUAUAUGUUACUAUUUUUAUUUAUAAGUAGAAUAUAUAUAUAUUUUAUAUUUUGUUUUUUUUACCAGACAUAUUAAAGGACGUUGACUACAUUAACAUACGCUAAAGAAGUACCGGGUUAUUA